ACUGCACCCAGAGCGUCAAUGGAAUCACCGGCAGAGCCAGCUGGAAACCCUUCCAAAGCUUCUUGGAAUCUUUUUGGGUCCAACAACCUUCUCCAGCGGACCAGCCUAAUAGAGGCGAGAAGGAACAGCUGCUGCCCCAUAACCAAACUCAGGCGUUCCCCAUUGUUCUCUGUGCAAGGACAGUUCCUGGGCGCGAUGACGUCACGGGGACGCGGCCUCGGGAACGCCUGCGGCCGCAAAAGGCGGGAUGCUGCGGUUGCGGACCCGGUGGUGACGGCGGGAAGGAAAAUGACUGGAGGUGGGAAGCGGAGACCCCGGGCGGCCGUGCAGGGGCUGGAAGAGUGUGAAAAAACUAAGGAAAUGAAGAAGAGGCGAUCUAGUGAAGCAGAUAUCCCUGAAGACCUACGCCAAGAGGUAGAAAGUUGCUAUCUGCUCAAGAUGCCUGAAGACUUCUAUCACUUCUGGAAAUUUUGUCAGGAACUGGAUCCUGAAAAGCCAUGUGAUGCUCUUAAAUCAAGUAUUGGACUUGAGCUAGUUGGGCCAUAUGACAUUCUUGCUGGAAAACACAAAAAGACUAACAGAUCAGGAGAUGUGAACUUCAAUCUUCACUGGAGGUUUUUUUAUGAUCCUCCUGAAUUCCAAACUAUUUUCAUCGGGGACAACAAAACACAGUAUCAUGUGGGAUAUUUCAGGGACUUACCAGAUGAACUACCAGUAUGGGUUGGUGAAAAUGAAGCAAAGAGAGGCUGCAUGAUUUCUCAAAUUGGUGACAAUGUAUUUGCUGCUGUGAAAUUAUUUUUGUCCAAAAAGCUUAAGGAAUUGACUGAUAAAAAGAAGAGUGGUGUUUUGAAAGAGAUAGAUGAAAAGCUAACCAAAACAGCAAAAGAAUUGGGUUAUUUGCUGGAGCAAAAAACGAUGAAGAUGAAACAGAGAGAUAAGAAAGUUGUGAGCAAGACAUUUCAUGGAGCUGGUUUGGUGGUUCCUAUAGAUAAGAAUGAUGUUGGAUAUAGAGAACUUCCUGAGACAAAUGCUGGUCUCAAAAGAAUCUGUAAAGCUAUUGUAGAUGCGCCUAAUGAUGACCAGAGACUGAAAGCCUUUGCCCCAAUUCAGGAGAUGUUAACAUUUGUUCAGUUUGCUAAUGAUGAAUGUGACUAUGGAAUGGGGUAUGAACUGGGCAUAGACCUCUUCUGCUUUGGAUCACAUUAUUUUCACAAGAUUGUUGGCCAGUUGCUUCCUCUAGCUUACAACUUGCUGAAGAGGAAUCUAUUUGCAGAAAUUAUUGAAGCUCAUUUAGCUAACAGAAAGGAAGAUAACGUAGACCAGCUUGCAGCAUAAUAUAAAUAGUAUAGUGAAAUACCAAGGGCCUAGGGAUGGGGUGGGGAGUUGUGUUCAUUCUGGGAAGUGUGUGUGUGUGUGAUUUUGGUUUUUGUUAUUUUGCUAAACAAAUGUAGUUCCACAUGUGACAAAUAAACUUUUUUUUAAAAAAUA
This is a messenger RNA of Hemicordylus capensis (graceful crag lizard), 1488 nucleotides long. RefSeq names its product histone PARylation factor 1. Gene Ontology annotation, biological process: regulation of protein ADP-ribosylation; DNA damage response. Gene Ontology annotation, molecular function: histone binding; poly-ADP-D-ribose binding. The record is from RefSeq and is a predicted model, not a curated record. Gene Ontology annotation, cellular component: nucleus. The coding region runs from base 19 to 1335 and encodes 438 amino acids. Lineage: Eukaryota; Metazoa; Chordata; Lepidosauria; Squamata; Cordylidae. The transcript is spliced from 10 exons.